ACUGGUGGUAACAAAAUAACAAAAGCGUCGAAGGUUGCAAGAGUAACGGGGCUUCUUCCAACCCCCCCCCGCCCGCCCGUCCUCGGCUUGGCUCCCCGUUUUGGGCCCUUAUGCACGGCGGAGAGCCCGUUUUUGGGUCCGGUUUGUGGAAAACCGCCGGGCGGAAGCGAAGCGCAGAAAGGAUCCGGAGCUCGCUUGUUGUUGAUCUAUCUGGAGGGAGAGGACUGGAAACCGCCUGUGUCCCAUUUCCCCGCGCCUGUGCGUGUGUUGUGUUGUGUUGUGCGCGUGUGUGUGCGCGAGAGAGGAGAGAGUGUGGGGUUGCCCCCCCCCACCCCCCCCACCCCAUCUUUGCUUCAGCCCUGGAUUCUCCAUGUUGGACCCGAUCUGAGGAGCAUCUACGCGGCUGCCUUUGCAAAGAGCUUACUCCUCGGCUUUGCAACUGAAGGAGGAUCGGGGCGGACUCCCUUCUCCAUCGCGCCCAUUCCUUCUCUUGCUUCCUCCCUCCCCCCCCCCACUCCUCCUCCUCCUCCUCCUCGGAUAUUUCCCUCCUCCGGACUAAAGGAUCCCCAGGGUCUGUGGGAUUGUUAGAUGGAAAGCCGGUCUAUCAUCACCCAAGUGCAGAGGGACGAAGCCUUGGUCUUUUCAAAACAAGUGUUGGUGUCCAAAUCCUCUCCGAAGAAGCCUCGUGGCCGGAGCAUCUUCAAGGCUCUUUUCUGUUGCCUUCGUGCACAGAAUGUGGGGCAGACGGCCUUUGGUAACAGUCAUGGGCUGCAUAAGGAAGAGACAAACACCAUUGCCAAGUCUGAUCUGUUGCAGUGUCUUCAAUACCAGUUUUAUCAGAUUCCUGGAACAUGCCUUCUCCCUGAGGUGACUCAACAAGACCAGGGUCGAAUAUGUGUGGUGAUUGACCUGGAUGAGACCUUAGUGCACAGUUCCUUCAAGCCAAUCAACAACGCUGACUUCAUUGUGCCGGUUGAGAUAGAGGGAACAACUCAUGAGGUGUAUGUGCUGAAGCGGCCAUUUGUAGAUGAAUUCCUGAGGCGAAUGGGGGAGCUGUUUGAAUGUGUGCUCUUCACUGCCAGCUUAGCUAAGUAUGCUGACCCAGUGACUGACCUUCUGGACAAGUGUGGAGUCUUCCGGGCCCGUCUCUUCCGGGAGUCGUGCGUGUUCCAUCAGGGAUGUUACGUGAAGGAUCUCAGCCGGCUGGGCCGUGAUCUGCGCAAAACCCUGAUCCUGGAUAAUUCUCCAGCAUCCUACAUCUUCCAUCCAGAGAAUGCGGUGCCGGUCCAGUCUUGGUUUGAUGAUAUGACAGACACUGAGCUGCUGAACCUGAUUCCUGUGUUUGAGGAGUUGAGUGGAGCGGAAGAUGUCUACACCAGCCUCGGCCAACUAAGGGCACCCUAACAUUUUCCUAGUGCUGUGGCCGCUGGGGAAACUACUUUUUUUUUUUCACUCUGUGCCUUCAGUAUUGGCCAGGAGGGAAAGGGAACAGUGCAAUUGCUCCCCAUCACCCUGCCACAAGGCAGAUACAAGCACUUUGGAGGCAAUAACCUGCCUGGCUGCCUUCUGUGCAAUGCCAGAGCAGUUUCUAACCAGGGUAUGGCUGGAUGCUAGAGCUUCUAGCCUUUCCACCAAGAGCAGGGACAUCCAAAAUAACCCCACCCCAUUCCCAAUAGUGCUAGUAUCUAUGCACUCCACCCCAACCUUUAGGGGAUUGAUUCCCUUCCUUCCUUCCUUCCUUCCUUCCUUCCUUCCUUCCUUCCUUCCUUCCUUCCUUCCUUCCUUCCUUCCUUCCUUCCCUCCCUCCUUCCCUCCCUCCCUCCCUCCCUCCCUCCCUCCCUCCCCAAGGCAAUGCCAAAUGUUUUGGAUGGAUUCUUUAAAAGGUACAUCCUCCUCACUUGCUUUUACAUAUUCUUGGCAGUGCUUCUUACACAGCCCCCAGGCGAAAAUAUGUGGAGACUUCUCAUCUCUUGGCUGGGAGUCAGGAUGGCCGCCUCUACGCGCUCAGAUAUUUCUGUUCUUGCCUGAUCUUCUGAUAUAAGAUCUUUCUGGGUUGUUUUGAAGUUGUUGCUUUCUUUGCCUGUUUUGCGAAGCUACCUUUGCUUCACAACCUCUGGUUCCUGGCCUCAUCGCCCUGCUGGCUUUGAGAAACCCUUCCUCUCGUGUGCGUGUGUGUGUGUGUGUGUGUGUGUGUGUGUGUGUGUGUGUGUGUGUUUUAACAUUCUGUCUUGCAGUUGUGUUUUGCCUCUGAUGAAAGGUGAGACCCCUGGACUUAGAAAAUCCUUUGCAGCAAACACCCUCCCCCCCAAACACUAGUAACACAUAGCAUUAGUGAGGAGGACAAAGCUAGCCAGCCCCACCAAUGCCACAUUCCUUAUUCGCUCAAAGAUAAAGCAUCCCUGCACUCCAGCUUUGAUCUGUUUCUUUGGGGUGGGUGGGUGAAGGAAGUGACUUCAUUGCCUUAAAGGGCACCCAGUUAAGAGGCUGCCAGGUCAUUAGGGUGCCUAUCCGCGACCCAGUUCUUUCACUGACUUUCAGUGUGUGAAUGAUUGCCUGGAAGAUGGAAGGAUUCUGAUGGUCGUCCCCUGGUGGCUUUACCUUGCUUGAUGACGCUGAAGGCAUAACUUCCCACUCAGGAUUUGCUCUAGGUUCCAUCGUUAUAAUAUUACCACCCUUGGUCCCCCUUAGAUGGUGACAAUGAGUUGGGGAAUGAAUGUUAGAAGCUAGGAGACUUCCCACGUACGCACAAGCCUGCUUCGUAUGUCAUUUGCCUUAACUGCCUCACUGCCUCUGUGCUGCAGCUGCUUGGCAGCAAGCAACUGUGCCUCUUUUGGUGUGGCCUCUCCAAUUCCCGCUCUUCCCCCCCCCCCACCAAUGCAUUCUCAAACUUGUUUCAGCUCCAAGCAACCAAAAGUAGUUGGAGAGUUUGUUAAUAUUUAUAUCGCAGGGAGUCGCCCGGUGGACAUUGGUUUCGUUCUUCCUAGGGUUAAGGUCCGUUUCCUUUCGAACUGUGCCUGACAUACUGUGAACAUGUGUUUCUCAAGUGCCACUGGGAGCAAAGGAAACCAAAUGGAUCAACAGUGCCGGCUUGCUUUUUUCUCUCCCCCCCGUCCCCCCAAACCAUCAGCAAUAUAUUGCACGAGAAUCUAAUCUGUGUUUAGCCAUUGUAGGGCUGGUAGCAAAGAGCAGGGUGGGUGAUAGAGUCCAUGAGGCUCUUUUUAAAAAUAAAAUAAAAAUGGUGCUGCCUUAUUGGUUAAGGGGUGGCGGAUAAGUUGCAGGUCAUCUCAUCACCUCAGGACCAAAGCAUUGACCUCUGCUGUUGGUCGACCAGCCAGCUAUUACCCUGACCAACACACUACUUGAUAUUUUCAUCCUUGCUUUAAGUCUGCUGAUCGGUUGUCAGUGGAGCCCUGAGACUGUCUGUGUGUGCACACUUAGUCAAACUUCAGUCAAUUCUCGAGCGGAAUGGGCCCUGCCCUCCAAUUUUUCCCUGGCUUCAUUUUUCUGGUCCUGUUUGGUCUCCCUUGCUGAAGGUCUUGAUUCCUAUGUUUGGGGGAGGGCAGGAGGGUGGGGGGGAUAGGUUUCCAAUUUCAGGCACCAACAAGGAAGUUCUUUCCCUCCCUUGCAGUUCAGCCAGCAGCUGCUUACGCACACAAGCCGUUAAAACUUUGCAAAGUUAAUGAAUGUUGGAAAGAACAAACCCUUUUUGUUUUCCCUUCCUAUUCUCACAGCUUUGUUCUUGCUUUGUAUCAGCCGAAGACCAAUUGCCUCUCUCUUCCUUCCUCCCUCUCAUGCCAGCAGCUGCCCCAGCCCUUUCUUCAAGAUGAAACAGGUUUCUAGUCCUUUGUUGGACUGAGGUUAGAUGCUGCCCCCUGAAGGGAAAAAAGAAAAAAAAAAAAAAAAACCAGUUCCCAGUAACCUUAGCCAGUAUGGUCAUAGGUGAGGGAUGCUGGGGAUUGUAGUCCACUAUGCUCUAAUCUACAUUUGCUGCAGAAAUCACUUUUUUUAAGCCUUAAAGAGGGUGGGAUUACAGAAGAAGGCAACCCAUAUAUUCUCCUCUCUAAAUUGCAGUGGGCAACA
Molecule: messenger RNA, 4080 nt
Organism: Ahaetulla prasina
Lineage: Eukaryota; Metazoa; Chordata; Lepidosauria; Squamata; Colubridae
Gene: CTDSP2
Product: CTD small phosphatase 2
Exons: 8
Coding region: 589-1404 (271 amino acids)
Molecular function (GO): RNA polymerase II CTD heptapeptide repeat phosphatase activity
Source: RefSeq, a predicted model, not a curated record